GAUCACAUCACUAGUUAUUGCCAUUCCUAUUAAGUUGCGUCUCAUCUCUACUGGAUUAUAUAUACUGAAUAAAAACAAUAUCAUAGCUUUGCAUCAAAUCCUGAUCAUGUCUUCUUCAUCAGAGGAAUUCAACUUCGAAUCUGGAAAUGUAAAAUUAUCUUUAGUACAAUAUCGAAAUACGUUUAAUCAUGGCACCAUAGUAUGGGAUUCUUCUGUGGUAACCGCUUAUUAUGUGCAAAGCCUCUUCAAUUCAUACAAUCCAUCUGAAAAAAAUUUGACAUGCAUAGAACUAGGUAGCGGUUGUGGCCUAUUAGGUUUAGUAAUGUGCUCUUUAGGAUUUGAAACAACUUUAACUGAUCUAGCUGCCGUCGUGGAUGAUGUAUUAAAAGAAAAUGUACGACGUAAUUUAUUUAUUCUCAAUAAUCAACUUCAAAAUAAUGAAAAUUUUCAACAUAAAGCUUACGUUAAAGUAUUAGAUUGGACAACACAACUUUCUUCUGAUUUUACUCCCCCAUAUGAUUAUAUUAUUGCUACUGAUUGUAUCUAUUCAUUGGAUCUUAUUCCUUAUUUU
Molecule: messenger RNA, 571 nt
Organism: Racocetra persica
Lineage: Eukaryota; Fungi; Glomeromycota; Glomeromycetes; Diversisporales; Gigasporaceae
Source: the annotation of a GenBank genome assembly